Porites lobata is the source of this 7311-nucleotide messenger RNA. The record is from the annotation of a GenBank genome assembly. NCBI's taxonomy places the organism in Eukaryota, Metazoa, Cnidaria, Anthozoa, Scleractinia, Poritidae.
AUGACGGAGAAGGAUAAAAGUAUUUACAUGGCCAAGUUAGCGGAGCAGGCAGAACGUUACGAGGGUAUGUGUGUUCUGUUAGAAUGCAGAGUUGAGCUGAGUUAAGCUAGUUUUUGGAUCUCGGGCUUUGCUGUUUAACUGGCCAGUGUCCUACAAUUUCAUCUGUUGUUAUUGUACAUUAAUGAAAAAUAUUUCUCUUGGGAAUAGCGAAAUCUUCUUGAUUAAAGUUAGCCCCCGAUUUCGGGGUAGUUUGACAUUUGUUGGUAUUGCACGGCCAGGUAUAUAUUUCAAAACAUUGGAUGACAUGUUUGUUUACCUCAGUAUCCUGUCGCUAUGUAUAAUCCAUAGCAAUAUCUAUUACGUGUUUGACGGAUGUGAAAGGCCGUGUCUACUGCCUUUUUCAGAAAUGGUAAAAGAAAUGAAGAAAGUGGUCAAUGCCGGAGAACCUCUCACCGUAGAGGAACGCAAUUUGUUGUCAGUAGCCUUCAAAAACGUUAUUGGUGCAAGAAGAGCUUCUUGGCGCGUUCUGUCAAGUGUAGAAAAAAACCAAGAAGAGUCCCAUGACGAAAAAUCCCCAAAUAAACUGCAAUCAAUCAAAGAAUACAGACAAAAAGUUGAAAAGGAAUUACGAGAAAUUUGCGAGGAUAUUUUAAAGUUGCUAGAGAAAACACUCGUCCCCAUGGCGGUCGAUACAGAGUCGAAGGUCUUUUACAAUAAAAUGUAAGUACAGUACUGUACAGCCCAUAGUUAGACUUUUUAUUUUAAUAUUUAACAUAUUUUGCUACUUUUAUUCAGUCAUUAAAAACUGUUUUGGUGGAGAAAAUAGCAGGCCCCUGACCUGUCGAGAGCCACUAGGCAUUUGUUAUUCUUUUUACAUCUACCCUUUUGAAAAGUGUUAACUUACGUUCAAGUACUUUUCGAAGGAGAACGUUGUAGGAUUUACCCGUUGUAGGAAUGUUCCCUUUUUUCCUAUAUAUUUUUUCUGUCUGGUUAUUGUGCCCAGUAUCCAGUAACUAAAUGAAAUAAGUUAGGGAAAGCUUUCCUUACAACGCCAUCCAUUAAUUAUUUAGUGCUUCUUCAAAUAGAUGUAAAAUUUAACACUAAACAGUUUAUUUUGUCGAUGAAGUAUUAGAGCAGCUAAAACGUAAUUGUUGAUACACUAUUUAACUUUGAAAGGCUGCUUCGUUUUGUGAUAGAAUAUCUUUAAUUUCCAAGCUUUAGCAUGUUGUAGCAUUUAUAAUUUUUCAAAUGCUAACAUUAGCAGAAAUGAUUUACCCAAAUUUAAAGAGCUUUAGACACCAUGUUGGAUAGGCACCAACAUAGUGGCCAGAAAUUAACCGAAACACCUGUCGCAGAGUUUUCCUACGAAAGCAUGAAUUCAUCUCUCAAGGCACUCAUAAACAUUAAAGCAAUACUUUUUCUAAUACAAUGACCGUUUUUAACCUACACAUCAGCUCUCUUGGCCCCCAUAAUAUACAGAUGUUUUGGUUAAUUUCUGGCCACUAUGUUGGUGCCUAUCCAACAUGGUGUCUCCUACAAAGCUCUUUGAAUUUGGGUAAAUCAUUUCUCCUAAUAUUAGCAUUUGAAAAAUUGCGCUGACCUGAAUCUUGGCAAGGGCCUUUACAUAUUAAUUUUCUCUCAUUUCUCUGUUUCUCGAUUUUAUCUAUUGAAAAGUUUAGAUUUCAAUUUUUGUUGGCGUGACAUUGAAAACAAACAAUAGGGCCGACGGCAUUUGGAAAACUUGCAUAAUUCAAUCAGUAAUAUCGUCUUUCUAUUAUUCAAAAGUUUUAGUCAAUUAUUGAUUGUACAGGUCUUUCAAUAUACAAAUGCAUCACUUAUAACCCACUUUUCGUUAACAGAGGUCGGCUCUAGAUCCAAGCAUACUACCUUAUGCGAAAGUUGCAUGUUAAUAAUUUUGUUUCGGCUGAGGGGCGCCUGAGUUUUAUAUUAGAGACCUUAAGAUUGAGGUUUUUUUGGCAUUUUCGGGGAAUCGUGAAUUUCAAAAAGUCACAUGACCAGGGCCUUGCCGUCAGGUUUGCGGUUUGAGGUUCACGUUUGUAGGGCUAGACCACGCUCCAGAAGUAAGUGAUUUACGGCAAGGUUUUUUGCACCCUAAAACAUCACAAUCCUACAUUUGAGAAGAAACUGUUUUGCUUCUUGAUUAUCAAAUUCUGUUUCAAAAAAACGUAAUUUAUGAAACAAUUUCGCAGCCUAAAUAGGAGUAAGUGGAUGAAUGAAAGCAAACAUGGCAGCCACGAGCUACCACCCACAAAUCUUACAGUACCGCUCAAAAGUAGUUAGACACUCGAAACUCGAGACUCGAUCCUCACAUCUCGAAGCUCGAACGCUUCGAGUUUCAAGACGCGAGGAUCGAGUCUCAAGCUUCGAGGAUCCAAGAAGCUAGGUUUUCCGAAAGAACAAUGUUGUACAGUCACGUAGCCAUUCAGAUAUUUGCACCGUCGAUCAGUGCUUGCUGUGCGGUGUUCUGUAACUGUUUGAAUUGUCGGGGUUCGGCAAGCUUUCUUUAAGUGUAAAUCAAUGUUUUCAUUUUCGAAGAUUUGUCCUGCAUGUACAGUGUAUGUAGCCUUUGCUUGCGAUGUUCCGAGAUUUUCGCAGAUGAACAGUGCUGCUGGGCACUGUCAUGGUUUUAUGCAAAUCUUGAGGAAGAUUACAACAUUUGAGUUGUUAAAUUUGCUUGUUUGUCAAGCUUUAACUUCUUUUGUGUAAAGGCGGCAAGCCUUUCACUCGAUAAUUUGAAAACUCGGCGAUUCCGGUUCAUAAAGCCAUGAGAAACUACGUUUGUUCUAGAAAGCGAAAUUUUCACGUGCACGUUCAGUCGAUACCGUGGCUUGUCACACUGUUACUGUUUCUAAAUAGGCAAAUCUAGGAGUAGUCACACAAUAAUUUCAAGGAAAACUUUAUUUGUAACAAAAAGCGACUUUUUCACGAGCAUUUGAGUUAUCAAAUUUUUCAUUAGUCAAUUUCAUAUAAUUUAUGUAACCUUUCAUUCGCCAUGUUCAUUCGAAAACGCGGCUCAGCGACUCCGUGAAGUACAAAACUGGCUUUUAUGCAAAUCUAGCUGAUGUCACCGGAAACUUUGUUUGCUGAGGCAAGAUUUUAACACACUAUCAUUUGAAUAUUGGAAAAAAGGUCCAAACUCGUUUUGUUCAAACGACAGAAAGUGACAAGGAAUGCACGAGCACCGGCACUCUGCAAAAAAUUGGAAAAGAAGUUGUCACAUGAUUCGGAGUUUGACAGACAGACAGACCUCGUGGUAUCGAUUUGUGAGAUAGAUAAGAUCUGGUUUUCAGAUCAAAGCGUGUGAAUCUGUGAUCUUGUUUUGGUACGACUAAAGAAGAUUUAUGGUUGAAAAAUUUGGUUUGAGUACAUUUAUCUACAGAGUGGGUUAGUUACUGUUCGCUUUCAAACAGAGGCUCUUUUUACCGCUAGACUGACGUAAGAACGAUGGAAAGUCAAAAGGAAUUACGGCUGUAUGCUGUGAAUGAGUGAUGUUAAUAUGGCCGUUUCUAGUAUGGGUUGUUUCUUUGUUGUUUUCUUUUUGAAAGCUAUUACAUAUAUGUAUCUUGCCUUCACUUCUAAAAAGCAAGUUUCAAAAGGACUAUAAAAUAACGAGAGACCAGAAGUGAACAUUUUCGCUUUGAAAACGUGAGCUUCGCUUAUGCGAAAGUGAACAAGUCUCACCCAAUACGUGGAGCUGUGAUUUUUAGAAUGAAAGGUAAGUGAACACUUUUAGAGCGCUUUCUCGACUCAAAAUUUAAAACUCGAUCCUCGAUCCUCGAUCCUCGAAACUCCAGACUCGAUCCUCUAGACGCAAGACUCUAUCCUUGAAAGUUUCAAGAAUCGAGUCUCGCGUCUCUCAACUUACUUUUGAGUGGUACUGUAAGUCCCAAAUGUGGGCAGACAGGUGAUGUGAAACCGCUAACCACAAACCGCAGUUUGUCGUAUGCAGUAAAAUGACCAACGUGGAUCUUAAGGUCUCUAUUCACUCACUCAUCCUUAUGAGGGAACCCUUGGUAUAAGCUUCUCGUGCUCAUGAGCAUUAACUUGCACUGUUAUUCUAUCAAUUCUCGAUGUCGUUAUGCUUAUUUACGCUACAAGUAUCUUUUUCAUGAGCAGUGGGGUGGUUUAAAUUUCCAAUAACAUGACAAAGGAUGUUGUUGCUAAAUCGUGGUUUUAGUGUGGUGUAUUGUUUAUACCCAAAUAUGGAGUACAGUCUGUAUCAAAACGUUGUCUUCCAAGGUGUUUUACACAAAAAACCCAGCUAAAUUUUCAAACAAAUGAAAAAAUUCAAAGGCGGUGAAGGCCAUUUCUUUACUGACAGUCUAAAAUUAGUCUAACUGAAGCUAAAGACCUUCUUUGGUAGUGCACAGCACAUCAAAAUUAAUGGUAAUGAUAUAAAAAAGAAUAAUAUAACAACAUUAAAGAAAAUGAGUAUUCUAAAAGACUCUGUCCAAUAAUAAAAUAAUAAUAAUAAUAGUAAUGUCUUUAUUCAUUCAAUACAAUACAUAUCAAACGUUACGUAAAUUAUAGAAAAAGAUCAAUUAAGGUGUUUACACAAUAAAGAGUUUCUCAUAGUGCUAAGUGGUAUUUGAAACGAAGCCUAUUAAAGGACUACUUUUAAAAUGUUCAGUGUUUAUCUUAGGUAACUGACUAGGCUUAGAGCACAGUGUUGGUGAUCACAGCCAUAACAAAACAGAUCAACGACAACUAUCCAAUAACUACUUACUAGUAAUAGUUGUUGUGUAGCUCUUUGAAAUAUACCAAUUCAUAAUGAAGAUUUUCACACAUAUUCCAUACAAAUAGGUGAGAUAAAACCAGGAAACGCAAGGUUCCAUGCACUGAUUCAGUUCGAUUUGCACAGCUUUGAUGAAAACAUUCUCAGUUUCGAGAAUAGUUUAUUCUAAACCAAAAGAAAAGAUUUAGUUAGAAGUUGGAAUUUUUUCGCUAUUUCUCUUUCCCUUUUACACACAGUUAAUUUUAUUUGGCGGAAAGUAAGCCUUAGAAAGUCAAAGGUUUGAUCAAUUAACGCUUGAAAGGAACUUAAUAGAGGGACAUCUGUGAGCAGGGAAUAAGUCUGCAAAGAAUUUAAUUGUUGGCGAAUUUCUGUAAUCGUCCAUCGUUCUGCAAGAGAUAAGCUAGCUGUUAAAUCACUCAUCUUGCUUUUUUGUGGACUGAGUCUUAUUCUGGCCCCAAAGAGAGAGAAAGAGUGUCUGGCAAAUUGUUUCCAAUCAAUUUUUGACCUUGUGUCUGGCAAACUCUCCAAGUGUUUAUAUAUGCACAGUUAUGAAUCAAAACAAGAAUCAAACUGAUGGAUCAGCACACGCUAAAAUUUUUCUUAUAACACACCAUGCAAACAAACUGUGAAACUGUUAUUUGGCGUCAAGACACUUCUCUGAAGUAUUCUAACAAAAUACACUCAAAAGUGUAAAAACCUGAGGCAUAUAAAUUUUAAUUGCAGUGAAGACAAGAUUUGCAUUUGAUUUUAACUGCUCAUACAGUGUGGGGAAAAAAGAAAACACUUCGUAAAUCAAAUUUCCCCAAGAAUUCCAUCAAAAACAAACAGUCACAUACCUUUACGAGACCUAUGCAAAUACGACAGUAACGCCAAAGACAAGACCAAAUGACCUGGUCAUUUGGGGAUUAAUACUUUAUUCCGUCAAUUAAAACUGUAUUUCAUCAAAUAUUACCUUGUAAAACAGUAAAUUCUUUUUGCACCGCAUCAUUUACAUUGUGAUACAAGUUUUCCUAUGGAGCACUCGCGCAACAAUCUUGCUUAUCAGUAAUUCCAUAUUAGGAAGUCAAUUUUGAUUGGUUCCCCAAAAAACCCCAGCAUUGUGACAGAGUUAUACCCUUUGGGGUUGUUUGCUUCUGAUUUCUUGUAUUAUGAAUCCGUCUUAAACUUAAUGCAUGACAUAGAAGAAAGAAAUGCACCAAUAAAUAUUUUGAACUUGUUUUCAAGGAUGUCAAAUUCACAUCACUAUUUUACACGCUCAUCAACUUCACAAAAAAGUAUGUACAAAAGAAUGCGUUCUCUCUUGUUGGCACAAAGAUAUGGCAUGAGAUGCCAAAUAGCUUUAAAAACAUAUCGAAAAAGACGUUCAGAAAAAAACUUAAUGGAGCUUUAUUAAAUAUAUUGAAAAUCGAAGACAACUAUGUAGAUAAUGACAGAAUCACGGCUAAACUUAAAUCAAAGGGUGCCUAAGGCUAACUUGUGAUUAUUACUUUGGCGAAGCAUGAAGUUAGGGAUUCAUGCAGCAGCAGUUGCAUUCGGAUGUCCUGAAGUUGCUUCCGAAUGUCCUGAACUUGCUUUGGAAUUAGUUCAAGAGAUCUUUGAGUUCUUUGAUUUAUUCUUUCAGGCUGAAAGAAAUGACGAGAAAGUAUUACUUCUGGAAGAAAUAAAGAAUAAAUAAUGAUUAUUUUUAGCUUGCCCAGCAUUUGAACUUGCUUAUGUGUGACCUGUCAUAUCAGAUGAGACUCUAAAGAAAUUUAAUAAAUAUUAGUCUACCAGUAUAUUUUAAGUCUGUCAAAAAGGAAAAUUGGGCCUUACGCAAAAAAAAGGAUAAAAAGAAAAAAAAGGUUUUUCUUGUGAGACUGACCUGCCUCACUUAGUUUGCUACCUGCAGGUGAGUGGGAUUGAUUGUGAAUACUUUAUUAUAUAAAAAUUAAGUUUGUGGUUGGUGGGCCUUGAAAGUGUAAUGUGGUCCAUUAAACGUCCUUGAUAUGUCCUUAAAAAGUAAUUGCAAAUUUUUGUAUGAACCCUGUGGUAGGAUUUUGGUGGUCAGGGUUCAUUUAGUUCGCUAAUGGUGUGAGGUGCCAAGUAUCCCGCAUAAAAUUCAAAAUUCAUGUAGGUGCUGGCACUGAUGAUGGUUUUAACUUUGCAGGAAAGGUGAUUACCAAAGAUAUAUGGCUGAAUUUAGUACAGACAAAGAAAAAAAAGAUGCUGCAGAGAAGGCACUUGUGGCAUACAAGGACGCCACUGAUUUAGCAAAAGGUUUAGAUGCCACUCAUGCUAUCCGUCUGGGUUUGGCCCUCAAUUUUUCAGUCUUCUAUUACGAGAUCCUUAACUCACCACAGCAGGCCUGUAAAUUGGCCAAACAUGCUUUUGAUGAUGCUAUUGCCAACCUUGAUUCACUUAAUGAAGAUUCUUACAAAGACAGCACACUGAUUAUGCAGCUUCUUAGAGAUAACUUGACACUUUGGACUUCAGAUACACAAGGGGAAGGUGAGUUGCAACACUGCUGCAAUCCUAGCCUGCGAAUACAGCUGUCUCUCUUUUCUCCUUGUUGCUAG